UAAAGCAUGUAUCACAAUAAUAAGUUUAGGAACAUCUGACUUUAUAAGAUUAUUCAUACAGCUAAUAAACCUGUUGGAUGUUUCUGGUACGAAAACAACAAAAUGUAGAAAAAGCUACUAAUGGCUCAUUUCAUUUAGAACAUGCAUUUAGAACGGGACAAUUUUUGUAAGCAUGUACAAUAAUAGCAUCAACCUUACCAAGAAUGUAAUCUCCACGGAAUUUCUUGUCAUACUGUAUAUGUCGUUGGUAAGAUAUACAGUUCAUUUGUAUUCCUACCAAAUUUCUUUUUAGACUGUAAAAUAAGUGUUUUUGUAAACACAAGCUCUAGUGAGCAGUAUAUAAUCGGGAUGCUCAAUCAAAGUGCAUGACCUUCAGCCUUAAUGUUUAUUGUGUGUUAGACACAUAAUCUCUCACAGUGUCCGGUUGUGUAAUAGGUGUGUCAUGUCUGAGCUACACAAUGACCUGCCUUUAGUAGGCCACAAUAUGAAGUUGUACAGGUCUUAUGAAUCUGUGUUGUUACUGUUAACUAAAACUAUUCAAAUGCUUUUCAUUAAUUAAUAUAUAAAUAUUGGAUGAAGAAUGUAAUUAGAAAUGUUGCCUUGGCAAAUAACAGAAAUGAGUACUAAAAUUACUAAGACUAAAACUGAAAUGACAAAAGCAAAAAAAAUUACUAAAGCAAACUAAAAUAGUUAAUUCAAAAUAUUAAUGAAUACUAAAAUAAUUUUUUUUUAUGUGAAAUGUAAAUUGUUUGCAAAUUACAUUACAUUUUGUAAAUUAUUCCUCAAUGAUAUAACUCAAAUGAUCCUGUUGCCUUUUGUGAAAAACUGGCAGGAUAAACCAGCAGAUCAUUUUUUUCAUGGAUAAUUUGGCCAAAACAGCCUUUAGGAUGUGCUGUUUCUGAUGUUCUGUGUCCAGAAAUAUCAGUACAAAACAGGCCUUUAUACAUCAUCCCUACACCACAUAUGAUUGUAGCUAGAAAGCAGCAGUCUUAGUGCUGCCUAAAAAAUUGAAAGUGACAGUCUGUGUAAGAAUGUUUGUUAUCGUUUUUUUAGGAACACAAAUGAGAGAACGGCUUAUCCACAGCAGCAUGUUAUUUCUGCUGCAUCCAAUUAACCUUCCACUAAUCCAGUGGCUUGUGGAGCCAGCAGUGGAUCGUGGUCAAAUACAGGCUAUCAAAGUGUGGAAAGUUACUCUAGAUGUGCAUGAGAGUAUCAAAGUCGGCUAAAAUAUAGAACUGAUAAGAGUAAUAGUGGUACACAGCACUACAAAUUGGAUACAAAAGUCUUAAGUGUACAAACAGGCAUCAGCUGUGUUGAGUGCUGUUAUGCUCAUUCUUGGAUGCAAAUUUGUGUUGCAUCAGUUGGGAAAUAUACUGCAUUGAUUCCUCAGACAGUAAGAUUACUGUUCAGCACAUGUAACUGUGAAAGGGGAGGGAGGAGUGGAGAGAGAGAGACAGAAAGAGACUAAGGGGAUUAGGAGGCUUCUCUCGAAACAGUGCCCAUGCCAGUCAGAGCAUUUUCCGAUGGAAGUCCUUCAUCUUCACUUUGAACUGUUGGUGAAUUCUCUAACAAGAGACAGAUUGGAUCACAGAACAAGUCAAGUGAAGAAAAAAUGGGAUAGUUAGUGUUAAAAAAUGAUGGUUGGGCAUGUAUAUGAUAAUCAGAAACCAAGGCUGGACUUAAGUACAACCGGUUCUUGAAGAGCAGAAGAUAUGAAAUCUAAAAGGUGCCUCUAAAAGAUCUUUAACUUCUGUUUCCAGUGUUUUUUUUCAUGUCAUACUAUUACUUGCAUCAGGAACUGGUUUUUAGUAUUACCAUUCACUAUGUGACAGUCUCAUUCUGGAUCUGACACGGUUUUUGCUUUUGUGUUCCACCUGUUGGAUAGUUAAAUGGUGCUAAUAACUGAGAAUGGUGUACUUCUGGUCAAAGAUCACCAAUGCAGCACCGGCCACAACCGAGCGAGAGACUGGAACAAUGAGGAGUCCUCCAUACAGAGCACCACUUUCGUGGAGCCGACAGAGGACUCUUAUUAUGCAGAUGAUGAAGACCACCAUCCUUAUGAUGAUGAUGACGACGAUGACGACGUCUACCAAGAAUUUGAGGAGCUGGACUUUUCAGAACUACCAGACACCAAGAGCAUUGUGUCUGAAGAUUCCUUCUACCCACCUGACGAUUCCCUCAACUUUGAAACAUGUCAGGAUCCUGAGAGCCCCGAGCCAAUCAGCUUCUUUAAAGCGUGCUGCUCUAACAACGCCAUCAUCGUCAAAAUCAUGCUUAGACAAGGUGUGACGGAGGAGGAGGUGCGAGAGACGGACAAAAAUAACAGAACGGGUCUGAUAGUGGCGUGUUACCAGGGCUACGUGGAUGUGGUCAUUGCCCUCUCUCAUUGUCCAUAUGUGGAUGUGAACUGGCAGGAUAAUGAGGGAAAUACGGCUCUCAUGACUGCUGCACAAGCAGGUCACAGUACGAUUACCAAUUACCUGCUGAACUACUUUCCCGGGCUUGACACUGAGCGCAGGAAUUGCCAUGGCUUCACUGCGAUGAUGAAAGCAGCCAUGCAGGGUCGAGCCGAAUGCGUACGCUCUCUCAUGAUGACAGGAGGAGACAUUGAAGCAAGGGACUUUGGCCGUAAGCUGACACCACAGGAAUGGGCCCUGUUCACGGGCCGUUAUGAGACCGCCAGAUUGAUGGCCCGACUGAUGGAACAGCCAUGUGCCGAACAGUUCUGUGACUCUUACCACAUGGAGUGGCCUAUGCUAAGCGAACUGGUAGCUCGUUCAAAGCAGCCCAAAUCCUGCUGGAGAAAGUUCUCUGAGUGCGUCUGUAACUUGUUUUCCAUCAACAUGAAGACUAACCCUGUGGACGAAGGCGCCAUGGACUACACGGUGCGCAUGACUACAGCGCUGGCCAGUCCAUUCAUAGCCACUGCCUGCCACACUGUGUGUCCGGGCAGCCCUCCGUGUGUGGGAAAACGUCGCCCUGCUGUCCAGGACAUCAUCCGUAAACAGCGUUUGGCUGAGAUGAAGAACCUGGGGCCCGAGCGCCUCAACAACUAUAAGCGGCUCUUCCAGAACUCCAGGGUGCUGCUGGUGCCGAAGAAGCAGGAGCGGCGCGCCAGUCUGCAGCCGCAGUUACUCCAAACUGUCGCGAUGGCCUCCACCAUGGCCCUGCGGAGAAGCAGCCUCCUGCCACUUCAUAUGAUGCGCAGGAGCAGCGUGCGUCCUGGGAUGGUGGUUCCUAAAGUCAUGCUGUGCAAAGCACCUCCUUCCACAUACACCCCGGAGCCGCCACCGUCCAGAAUUUCAAAAGACUUAUCGCACCUACAGAUCCCUAAAUGGAAGUACAAAUCUCUGAAGGAGGAGAAGAAAGCUGAACGCUUGGAUAGGUUAAGACUGCCAGUUGGGAGGAAAAAGUGAUGUGGCUUUGAUGCCAAAGUGUUUUUAAGGAUUUUUUUCUACUGUGAAGGCUUAUUGUUAGUGUGAGAGUCAUACACUACCCUUUUAGACUGGUAUGGACUAUAAAAUUUGGAUUUUUACAAUAUUUGCUCUUAUUGAUACAUUUAAGGCAUAAUGAUUCUAAUUCAUAGUAACGGAUAACAAAUUUAAUAGCUUUUCUGGUUCAUUAUCUUGAGGCAAUUCAUACUUGAAAGUUUAAGAAUACUAAUUUCUGUUUUUCAUAUUGCUCUCAAGACUGAAUUUUAGAAAGGGAGUGUUAUAUAAAAAAGCUGCUAAAACAUUAAACAGCAUUGAAGGAAUAGCCUACUAUAUCUGGUCUCGACAUGUUCUCUUCUAUUACCUCUAUUUAUCUCUUUGAAAGUUAUUAAUACAGUAUUGAGUCUGCAUUACAAAACAUCAAUUGUUUUGUUGACUUUCUAAGAUAUUCACACAGAAACUAUUUCCUGUAAACGGAUCAGUCAUAUGUAAAGAACUAAAAUAAGAAUUUGAAGAAACACUAUUAGCGAAAAACAGUUAUGAAUGCGAUAAUAAAGUAAAAACAAUGUAACAAAAAUUACCUGUUUGUGUAUCAGAAAACUGUUCUGUACAGCUUUAGUAACUGGAAUCCAUUUGUUUCGUGUCUUAAACAAAUGUGGCGCGCAUGCGCAAACGGCGCUCUGAUCGGCCCAGUUUACUCGUGUCAAAGUGGGUGAUGAAUAAAUAAGGUGUACUAAUGAAACGA
Carassius gibelio (silver crucian carp) is the source of this 4176-nucleotide messenger RNA. Its product is annotated as ankyrin repeat domain-containing protein 33B-like. The transcript has 4 exons. Gene Ontology annotation, molecular function: protein binding. The record is from RefSeq and is a predicted model, not a curated record. Bases 1890 to 3416 code for a protein of 508 amino acids. Lineage: Eukaryota; Metazoa; Chordata; Actinopteri; Cypriniformes; Cyprinidae.